UAGCAUAUUCCUUCAUAAAUGGCGUCCUGGUAUAGCAUUCCACUUCCUGACGAUUUAUUCAAUAUUCAAAAUUCAAACUGUAUUAGCUAGCUAGGGUGGCUUUGAACCUUUUUCAGCCUAAUCAACCACCAAAACCCUACUAACUAGAGAGAGAAUAAAGCUUUCUAGAGAGAGAAACCACAACAACUUUCCGGCCACUGCCUUCUACCUUCACCGGUUCAUCAUCUUUGAAUUAUUACCGAAGAUGGCAUCUCAAGAAGAUGCUGCAAAACACAUGACAAGCACUCUAGGUCUGGAGGGAGAAGACAGUGAGCAUGUGAGAUUGGUUAUAUCGUCUAAUGAAACAAGAGUGGCUGAAGCUGAUGCCCUGCAAUCUCAAACAGAAAGGAGUAAUCAGUGCUUGAAAUGGUGGAUAAAGGCUGUCACAUGGUCCGUUAUUGCUAUAAUAGUUACGAUUAUUUUCUUGAAAUGGGGCGUGCCAUUUGUUUUUGAGAAGGUUCUUUUGCCAGUAUUGCAGUGGGAGGCGACUGCGUUUGGUCGCCCAGCUCUUGCAGCAAUACUUGUAGGGUCAUUGGCGUUAUUCCCAGUGGUGUUAAUUCCAUCUGGUCCGUCCAUGUGGCUGGCCGGGAUGAUAUUUGGUUACGGGCUUGGAUUUGUAAUAAUCAUGGCUGGAACCACUGUCGGCAUGAUUUUACCAUAUCUCAUCGGUCUUCUCUUCCGUCAACGCAUCCAUAAAUGGUUGAAGAAAUGGCCACAGACAGCUGCCAUGAUUCGAUUGGCUGGGGAAGGAGAUGCGUUCCAGCAGUUCCGGGUCGUGACCCUCUUUAGGAUUUCACCAUUUCCAUACACUAUAUUCAACUAUGCAAUAGUAGUUACAAAUAUGAAAUUUUGGCCCUAUUUGUGUGGAUCUAUUGCAGGAAUGAUUCCAGAAGCUUUCAUUUACAUCUACAGUGGGCGGUUGAUACGGACAUUUGCUGAUGUGCAGUACCGAAAGCACCGUAUGACUACAUUGGAAAUUAUAUACAAUGUUAUCUCCUUCAUUAUUGCAGGAGCUAUGACUAUUGGUUUUACAGUUUAUGCUAAAAAAGCUCUAAAAGAACUUGAAAAUGAAGACAACAAGGAAACAGAUGAUGUUAUGGACUCAGGUAAUAUACAGCUUCAGAAGCUUCCACUUGAGAGACGUAAUAAUUUUGGUUUCUAGUCGCCCUCCUUAAUCAUAGCUUAUUUAGUGUAAAUUGCUGGCUAACCACUUGUAAAUUAAGCGAUUUCAGACGGAAAAUAAGAACAUAGCUGACACUUUUUAAUAUCAAGAUUGAUGAUCUUCGAUGUUCAUUGUUUUUUAUUCGUUUUAUGGUUAAGAGGUGGAGAUUCGACCCGUUAAUUUUGAA
Helianthus annuus (common sunflower) is the source of this 1388-nucleotide messenger RNA. RefSeq lists its product as uncharacterized. The record is from RefSeq and is a predicted model, not a curated record. Bases 245 to 1201 code for a protein of 318 amino acids. NCBI's taxonomy places the organism in Eukaryota, Viridiplantae, Streptophyta, Magnoliopsida, Asterales, Asteraceae. The transcript is spliced from 5 exons.